AAGAACAAGAGAAGAGAGAGAAAGCAAGAGAGAGAGAGAGAGAGAGAGAGACAGUGAGAAAACAAGAAGGGGAUCUACGCUGCAGAUGUCAAUGGACGUUUAUAUACAAUGCCCCUAACUCCUCCUUCUUAUUUACAUCUUCAUGAUUUCUUCCAUUUUCCACACACCACUUCACACACACUCCCACAACUCCAUUUUCACACACACACAACUUAACCUCUGUGCUUCUCUCUCUCUCUCUCUCUCUCUCUCUCUCUCUAGUUAGCAGCUGCCCACCAUUCCCCAUCUCAACUCCCAACUAUGGGGGAAGACGCGGAGCAGGGUUACGAUAAUCUCAGCCCAUCAAGAAUCAAACCCAGAGGCGGAUUCACAGCUACCUCCUUCAUAUAUGCUCUGGUGGCAUUGGAAAACAUGGGGUUUGUUGCAAACAUGGUUAGCUUGGUUCUAUAUUUCUCGUACAAAUUGUACUUUGAUCUGUCCACGUCAGCCAACACUCUCACGAAUCUCAUGGGCUCAACUUUCUUGCUCUCCAUUGUCGGCGGUUUCAUUUCAGACACUUACUUCAACCGCUUUCAGACAUGUGUCAUUUUCGGCACUCUCGAAGUCUUGGCUUUAGCGAUGAUGACGAUUCAAGCACGUACCGAUAGUUUACUACCGAAGCCGUGCGGCGGAAAAUCGAGUUGCUUAGAAGGCGGUGUGGCGGUCUAUUUCUACACGUCGUUGUGCUUAAUGGCAUUAGGGGUAGGGGGGGUGAAGGGGGCCCUGGCCCCCCUAGGGGCCGACCAAUUCGACCCGAAAGACCCCAAAGAAGCAAAGGGGCUUGCUAGCUACUUCAACUGGCUAUUGCUAAGCUCGGUCGUCGGCUCGUCAAUUGGUGUUACGGUUAUUGUUUGGGUGUCGACCAAUAAGAACAACCACAAUUGGUGGAAAGGGUUUCUCAUAACUGCGGUUGCUACAUUCGUCGGUUACGUUUUUCUUGUUGUUGGGAAGCCUUUCUAUCGCUUGCAAGCUCCGAAGGGCGAUAGCCCCCUCUCGAGAAUUGCGCAGGUUAUUGUAGUGGCGGUGAAAAAUAGUAGAUUGCCUCACCCGGAAAGCUGUAGCGAGUUGUACGAGAUCAACGAAAAGGAUUCGGAUUCGACCGGACCGAAAAUUGUACAUACCGAACAAUUUAGAUGGCUCGACAAAGCGGCAAUUGUUCAACCAAACACCGACCCCUCCCCAUGGAAAUCUUGCACGGUGACGCAAGUCGAAGAAGUCAAAAUCCUCACAAGAAUGAUGCCUAUAUUAGCGAGCACGAUCAUACUCAACACGUGCAUGGCCCAACUCCAAACAUUCUCCGUCCAACAAGGCUACCGCAUGGAGCCGCACCUCGGCUCGUUCCAAGUCCCCGCCGCUUCAAUUCCCGUUAUACCCCUACUCUUCAUCAUAAUCCUCGUACCGAUCUACGACCGCGUUUUCGUCCCGUUCAUCCGUAAAUUCACCAAAAACCCGUCCGGGAUCACGCAAUUGCAACGCGUGGGGGUGGGAUUGGUCCUCUCGACUCUGUCGAUGUCGGUCGCGGCUAUAGUGGAAGUGAAGAGGAAGAAUCGGUCUUUGGAGAAUCCCGUGGAGCCAAUUAGUCUCUUUUGGCUCGCUUUCCAGUACGGGAUUUUCGGGAUCGCGGACAUGUUUACCCUUGUGGGUUUGCUCGAGUUUUUCUACAAGGAGGCGCCAGAGGGGAUGAAGUCGCUCUCGACUUCGUUCGCUUGGAUUUCGCAGUCGUUUGGGUAUUUCUUGAGCAGCGUCUUUGUGGAUACGAUAAAUUCGGUGACGAAGAGGGUUGCGCCUAGCGGCAAAGGGUGGUUGCACGGGCAGGAUUUGGAUCGGAACAAUUUGAAUUUGUUUUAUUGGUUUUUGGCGGUUUUGAGCGGGCUCAAUUUCUUCAAUUAUUUGUAUUGGUCGACGUGGUACAAGUAUAAAAGUGGGGACGGCGAGAACGGCGUUGGUAAGGCGGCGGUGGCGGUGCCGGAGGCGGAGAUGAUUGGUAGUUUGCCGUUUCUGAAGGCGGCUGCGGCGGAGGAGGAGGUGUCGAAGGCGGCGAAUGGCGGCGGAUAUGUGGUGGUGGAGGAAGGUAAUCGGAAAGAGUGAAGGAGUUGGGUAGGGGAAAAAAAAGCUCAAUUGGACAUGACUAAAAGAUAUAUAUAGUGGUUUGGUUAUUUUUUUUUUUUUUUUUUUUUUGGUUGUUUAAUUUUUUAUUUUAUGGUUCUUGAAAUCAGGUUUUUUGUGUGUGGGGUGUGUGUUUAUGGUUAUGUUGUGAGUGAUUCUUGGAAGAUUGGGAUUGGAUUUUCAUACUUAGAUGUGCUCACAAUAAAAAUGUAAAAAGGCUUGUGAGGAAUUUGAAGAUAGUUUUGUUUAUUGCAUUUUAUAUUAUAUAUAGUAAAAAUGAGAUUGAUUUUUA
This is a messenger RNA of Erythranthe guttata (spotted monkey flower), 2437 nucleotides long. RefSeq names its product protein NRT1/ PTR FAMILY 4.5. Lineage: Eukaryota; Viridiplantae; Streptophyta; Magnoliopsida; Lamiales; Phrymaceae. Gene Ontology annotation, biological process: transmembrane transport. Gene Ontology annotation, molecular function: transmembrane transporter activity. Gene Ontology annotation, cellular component: membrane. The record is from RefSeq and is a predicted model, not a curated record.